Salvelinus fontinalis (brook trout) is the source of this 1181-nucleotide messenger RNA. Its product is annotated as 2-Hydroxyacid oxidase 2-like. The coding region runs from base 19 to 1089 and encodes 356 amino acids. Gene Ontology annotation, molecular function: oxidoreductase activity; FMN binding. The transcript is spliced from 7 exons. The record is from RefSeq and is a predicted model, not a curated record. NCBI's taxonomy places the organism in Eukaryota, Metazoa, Chordata, Actinopteri, Salmoniformes, Salmonidae.
GGGAUCCGCUGUGCUGAGAUGGCUAUGGUAUGUCUCACAGACUUUGAGGAGUAUGCCAAAGAGCACCUCUCCAAGGCAACCUGGGACUACUACGCAGCCGGAGCAGAUGAGUGCUGCACCAGGGACGACAAUCUGCUGGCCUACAAACGGAUCCGUCUGCGACCACGGAUUCUACGGGACGUGUCGGUGAGUGACACCAGGACCACGGUGCAGGGCACAGAGAUCAGCUUUCCUGUGGGCAUCGCCCCCACUGCCUUCCACUGCCUGGCCUGGCACGAGGGCGAAAUGGCUACUGCCAGGGGUACGGAGGCAGUGAACACCUGUUACAUCACCAGUACCUACUCCACCUGCUCUGUGGAGGAGAUCGUGGCUGCAGCACCUAACGGCUACCGCUGGUUCCAGCUCUAUGUGUACCGGGACAGGAAGCUGUCUGAGUCAAUCGUUCACCGUGUGGAGGCCCUAGGCUACAAAGCCUUGGUCCUCACCGUCGACGUGCCCUACACUGGGAAGCGCCGCAACGAUAUACGCAACCAGUUCAAGCUCCCGCCGCACCUCAAGGUCAAAAACUUUGACGGGGUCAUCCAGGAGGCUGCGAGUUCUGAAGAGUAUGGUAUCCCUUCCAACACCCUGGACCCCUCCAUCAGCUGGAAGGACGUAUACUGGCUGCAGUCUCUCACCCGCCUGCCCAUCAUCAUCAAGGGCAUCCUGACCAAGGAGGAUGCUGAGCUGGCCGUGGAGCACGGCGUCCAGGGCAUCAUCGUGUCCAACCACGGAGGACGCCAGCUGGACGGAGGGCCCGCCACGAUAGAUGCCCUAUCUGAGAUCGUGGAUACGGUGCAAGGGCGUAUCGAGGUGUAUCUGGACGGGGGGAUUCGCACCGGUAGUGACGUGCUGAAGGCCGUGGCUCUGGGAGCCAAGUGUGUGUUCAUCGGGAGGCCAGCCGUGUGGGGCCUUGCCUAUAAAGGUGAGGAGGGGGUAAGGGAGGUACUACAGAUCCUCAACGAUGAGUUCCGUCUGUCAAUGGCUCUGUCUGGGUGCAGGAACGUGGCUGAGAUCAACAGGAACCUCAUCCAGUUCUCUAAACUGUGACUUGACAGCAGGGGUUGCCAGAACCAGCCAGACAACUAUGACGACGCAGCAAAACGGAGCUAUCUUCUCAAUCAGUAUAACUUCGAAAUAAA